Lepidothrix coronata (blue-crowned manakin) is the source of this 7198-nucleotide messenger RNA. RefSeq names its product leucine rich repeats and immunoglobulin like domains 3 (gene LRIG3). The record is from RefSeq and is a predicted model, not a curated record. The transcript has 20 exons. NCBI's taxonomy places the organism in Eukaryota, Metazoa, Chordata, Aves, Passeriformes, Pipridae. Gene Ontology annotation, molecular function: protein binding. The coding region runs from base 241 to 3264 and encodes 1007 amino acids.
GGUGUCGUGGCGGCCGCGAGGGACUUAAGUCACAACAAAUUAUCUUCAAUCAAGACCAGUCUCUUGGAUCACCUUCAUAGUCUUCAGGAAGUGAAGCUGAACUACAAUGAACUGGAGAUCAUUCCAGAUCUGGGACCAGUCUCUGCAAAUAUAACUCUUCUGUCUUUGUCCCUGGCUUGGUUCAUUUACUCAGGUGGUCAAACAUGGAAAGAUCUUCAUUAGAUCUGCUCUGUACUGUAUAUGCUGACGCGUAAGAGGGGGGAAAAAAGGACCAGUAACAAGAUUGCUAAUGUUUUGUCUGAACAUCUGAAGCCAUUUCAGAGACUAGAAACUUUGGACUUGAGCAACAACAACAUAUCAGAACUAAAAACGUCAUCAUUUCCAUCAUUACAGCUCAAGUAUCUGCAUUAUUUCAACAGAUAUCUUAACAAUAAUCGAAUAACCUCCAUGGAGCCUGGUACCUUUGAUAACUUGUCUACCACACUUCAAGUAUUGAAACUGAACAGGAACAAAAUUUCAGCAAUCCCUCAGAAGAUGUUUAAACUCUCCCAUCUGCAGCACCUGGAGCUGAAUCGCAACAAAAUUAAAAAAAUAGAUGGGCUUACUUUCCAAGGACUUCCAGCUUUGAAAUCAUUAAAGCUGCAGAGAAAUGGAGUUACGAGGCUCAUGGAUGGUGCUUUCUGGGGAUUGACGAACAUGGAAGUCUUGCAGCUGGACCAUAACAACUUAACAGAGGUAACCAAAGGCUGGCUUUAUGGCUUGCUGAUGCUGCAGCAACUCCAUCUCAGUCAAAAUGCCAUCAGCAGGAUCAGUCCUGAUGCCUGGGAAUUUUGCCAAAAACUCAGUGAGCUAGAUUUGACAUUCAAUCAAUUAGCAAGGUUAGAUGAUUCAAGCUUCAUUGGUUUAAGCGUGCUGGUUGGACUGUACAUUGGAAACAACAAAGUAAAUUACAUUGCUGAUUGUGCCUUCAGGGGACUUUCCAGUCUACAGAUUUUGGAUCUGAAAAACAAUGAAAUAUCCUGGACUAUUGAAGAUAUGAAUGGUGCUUUCUCUGGCCUAGAUAAACUUAGGAAGCUGAUGCUCCAAGGAAACAGGAUUAGAUCCAUUACAAAGAAAGCAUUUUCUGGUUUGGAUGCACUUGAACACUUAGAUCUAAGUAACAAUGCAAUUAUGUCAGUUCAAGGAAAUGCAUUUUCACAAAUGAAGAAACUCAAAGAAUUGCACUUCAACACAUCAAGUCUCUUGUGUGACUGCCAGUUAAAAUGGCUACCACAGUGGAUGUCAGAGAACAGCUUCCAGAGCUUUGUAAAUGCCAGUUGUGCCCAUCCUCAGCUGCUAAAAGGGAGAAGUAUUUUUGCUGUCAGCCUGGAUGGGUUUGUCUGUGAUGAUUUUCCUAAACCACAGAUCACCGUACAGCCAGAAACCCAGUCAGCAAUCAAAGGCUCCAAUUUGAGUUUUGUGUGUUCGGCAGCCAGCAGCAGUGAUUCCCCAAUGACUUUUGCAUGGAAAAAAGACAAUGAAUUACUGCAAGAUGCUGAAAUGGAGAAUUAUGCACACCUCCGGGCACAGGGCGGUGAAGUGAUGGAGUACACUACCAUUCUUCGACUGCGCAAUGUUGAGUUCAGUAAUGAAGGGAAAUACCAGUGUGUUAUUUCAAAUCACUUUGGUUCAUCUUACUCUGUGAAAGCCAAACUUACAGUAAACAUGCUGCCUUCAUUUACAAAGAUCCCCAUGGACUUAACCAUUCGAGCUGGAGCAAUGGCACGUUUGGAAUGUGCUGCAGUUGGGCAUCCUGUCCCACAGAUUGCUUGGCAGAAAGAUGGUGGAACAGAUUUUCCUGCAGCGCGCAAGAGGCGCAUGCAUGUCAUGCCUGAAGACGAUGUAUUCUUUAUUGUUGAUGUAAAGAUUGAGGACACAGGUGUUUAUAGCUGUACAGCUCAAAACACUGCUGGAAGCAUUUCAGCUAAUGCAACAUUAACAGUACUGGAAACACCAUCAUUUUUGCGGCCUUUGAUGGAUCGAACUGUAACAAAAGGGGAAACUGCAGUCUUGCAGUGUAUUGCUGGUGGUAGUCCUCCACCCCGACUGAACUGGACUAAGGAUGACAGCCCUCUCGUGGUAACAGAAAGACAUUUCUUUGCUGCAGGCAAUCAGUUACUAAUUAUUGUGGAUACAGAUGUAGAAGAUGCUGGAAAAUACACCUGUGAAAUGUCUAAUACGCUUGGGACAGAACGCGGCAACAUCCGUCUUAAUGUAAUUCCUACUCCCACUUGUGAUUCUCCUCAAAAUGUUGCCCCAUCACUUGAUGAUGAUGGAUGGGCCACAGUUGGCAUUGUGAUCAUAGCUGUGGUUUGCUGUGUGGUGGGCACUUCCUUGGUGUGGGUAAUCAUCAUCUACCACACAAGAAGGAGGAAUGAAGAUUGCAGCAUCACAAAUACAGAUGAAACAAAUUUGCCUGCUGACAUUCCCAGUUACCUGUCAUCCCAGGGGACACUAGCUGAAAGGCAGGAUGGAUAUGGCUCAUCUGAAAAUGGCAGUCAUCAUCAGUUCCUCACUUCUUCUGUGGGAGGGUAUUUCUUGCAGCAGAGAGACAGUAAUGGCAUGUGCCAUCUAGAUAACAGCAGUGAAACAGACUUGGAGGGUGUUGCAGAUCCAUUCCUAUGCCACUAUCUGGGGACUUCAGGGACUUUGUAUUUAAAAGGAAACACAUAUAGUUCUGAUGCAUUUGAAGCAUACAAUGCAAGUUGCAGCCCUGACCAAAGAACAGCAUGCUUGGAUCCUUAUGAGUCUGGAUAUUUAAGGAAAAAGGAAUGCUAUCAAUACUUGCCUCCACUGGAUGAUCCCUUUGACCAGUGUGUUGGCAUUAUCGGGAUGCAGGCUGCAAGUAGCAGAUUGAUUAAUUCUAUUUAUACUCAAAAUGAAGGAACUGGAUUAAAAAGCAAAAGUCUGAACUUGGACACAUUUGAUUUAAACAGAAGUUUGGAACCCUCAUCUGUUACGAGUAACAGCACUUUCAUGGGAACAUUUGGAAAGCCUUUAUGGAGGCCUCAGCUGGACACUUUUUCAAGUUGUAGGCAGCCAGCAAAUUGCCAACCGAAAACCUCCCGUAAUAAUCAUCAUGCCUCACUGGACUUUGAUGCAGAGGCAGAUGAAGAGGGAAAGGAAAGGACAGAUUCUAGAGGAGAAAAUAGCUUUUAUACUUGCAAACAGUCAUUUGAAAACUUUAGGACUUCUACUUUCCAAUCCUGUGAUUUGGAUACAUAGCUCUUUUUGGACUUGCUAUUGAUUUCUGGAACCAAAGAAAUACUUUGACAUACUACUACCUCAGUAUGAAACUUUAUUUAAAAAGAGACUAAGGAAAAGAAGAAGGAAAGAAAGAAACCACAUGAUGCUAUGAAUUCUGAAGAAAAAAAUGUAUUUUUAUUCCAAUAAAGCAUAAUUGUCAAAGUGCUCUUCGUUUGUUGUACUGAAAAAACAUUCCUUAUAAAAAUACUAUAUUUGUAAUUAUUUUAUAGCUUUUUUUAAUGCAAAUAUAUUUUGUAAAUUAAUGGUGUAAAUAAUACAGCACAUGUAUUUCUAUGUCAGACUUCAUUUUAUUGAAAUGAGCAGUAAGCAUUCUAAUUUUUUACUGUUACUUGUACCUUUUUACAAAUGGAAACUCCAUGCUGUUUGCAGGUAUCAUGCAUCUUAUUUGCACAUUACUUUUAAUAAAAUCUGCUGCUGUGUGGUCUCUGACCCACAUUAGUUUAUGAAGAAUGAACAGUGUGAAUUACGUUUCUAGACAGUGUUUUCUGAUGCAUGUUUGCACCUUUGUUUGACCUAAACUUGUACCUUUAGAUUUACUGUGUAAAAUAUGUUCAUCUUCAAAGAGUUGGUGUGGUCCUGCCAUGGCUGCUGGAAAAGUGGCUUGAAGCUAUUUCAACCAAAAUAAGUAUGCAAGUCUUUUCCACUUAGCGAAUUUCCACUGUGCACACACGCUCCCAAUUUUCAUGCACACAAGGCUGUAGUACUGCCAGUUUUUCCAUGCCUGUGUUGUAGUGUGCCUGCAUUUGUUGGAGGAUAUACACAGUAGAGGCACAAAUUCAUAUCAAGCUAUUCAGUAGAAGAAGAAAAAAGGCAUUGUAUAUCUGCCUGGUAACACUGCUCUUUUCUGAGCGGGUUAGUGUUCAGUGUUUGCCAAAUAUGCAGUGCAUGCCUGAGUCUUUGCUUUCCCAUACCCUUUCUCCCUCCUUUUUUGCUUCUACGACCACUCCAUGCCCAACAUGAGAAGGUAAUCCAAGUACAAGAUAAUGUUUACUUUGGUUUAAUUUGUGCUUCUGUUCCUUACUUGGCUGCCUUUCUCUGGUUAUAAAUGAGAUCUGUGCUUUAUUUAAUUGCUCAGUCAAGUUGAACAAUUGUGAAUUCUUGGUGGAUUAUAUUUGCAGUAAUGAACACAAUAUCUUCAACUCUAAGAAGUUGGAGAAAGAGGAUUGCUUAUUAUAACAUAGUAAUUAAAACUAAGUGAAAACACUCUAUUUUGGUUUUCUGUGUACGGAUACCUACUAUUUUAAAAAUCUGUGAAUCUUGUUGUCAUCACUCAAUUAGAACAGUGAGAUUCUAAAGUGGUUACUAUAGGAGACUGGCUUUUUAAAUCUGCCUGCUUUGAAGGUGCAAACUUACAUGGUUGCCAGAUAUCUUCUUUUAAACUAAAUUAAAUGCAGCUGUUAAAGUAGGCCAUCACAGGCAUCAUGGCUAAAGCUCGAGCAAAGAUUUCAUUGCCUGGUGUAGCUGAGUUAAGGGCUUUUAGUUGUAGCCAGAAACCUGGUACCCAGAUUGCAAUGCAAUUUCCCUUUACUUUAGGCACCAGUAUUAGAGACAGGAAGUUAAUCCAUCCUUGGUCGCUGGUGGUCUAAGUGUACAGAAUGGAUUUUGCGUGCUUUAGUUGAUCAUAUUGCCAGAUUUUUUGACUUAUUGUUAAUUUGUCUUCAUUGCUGCCAGAUGUGCUGAUGUGCUGACAGACACUGAUAUGGGUGUUUGAUUAUAAUUAAGUACAUUUGAAAGAGAUUAAUUUUUCAUGAGUUAAACAAAAGCUAUAAGUCAAUAAGGCAAGAAAUCUUAAAUUUUAUUCACUCGAUAGCUCUCGUUUUGCUCCCCCUCAACCCCCUCCCCACUGACCCCUUCUUUAGGGAGAGAAGAGCUGGGGGCUGUAAUAAGCUCGUGUUUGUAACCAAACAUUGCCUUUUUGACAUAUUAAAAAGCAACAAAGUUAUAAACAGUAAGUACAUUUUUCAUUCCAGAGUUAAUGUUUAUCCUUAAUAACUCCAUCAUAAAAACAAGCCUUAAAUUUAUUUUCUGUAGUGGGGGAGGGUUGAGAAAAAUGGCAAUGCCAUUUAUUACUUUUUCAUCUUCCUUGAAAAGAUCCUAAUCUUCCAAAGGCUUGGAUCUCUGUACCUAAAUAAAUGUUCAGGGUCAAUGAAUUUUAAAGGCUUUCUAUCAAAUUUCAUUUAGCAACCUAAACAUACAAAUGACUUAAACUUUUAUUUGAUGCCUUAAGUACCCAUAAAUGGAAGUGAAAGCUCCAAAGUCCUCUUUUCUGUCAGCCAGUUUUUGUGUUUAAUUAAUGGAUUGUGCUUAAAUAGAGUGGUAAUCUGUAAAUGUCUAAAUAGUUGCAAUAUCUUAAUAGUUCUUUUAAGGCCACUGAUGUAACCAAACAUCUGUUUUAAAGGCUUGCAAGUUCACUUGCCUUCGUUCUCUUCCCCCCCCCCUUUCUUUUUCCCCUCUGAAGAUUCAGAUGUUCGGGAGUUGGAUGUUUACACAGCUGAAAGCUAAAUUUUAAGUUGAUGUGAUGGGAAAAUAAGUUGCAGCCAGCAGUAAGAAAAUCUUAUACUGCAUCUCAGAGUCUUAGAAUGAGAAACAAGUGUUGCUGAAUGACAGACAUUUUGCAGUUUCAUGACCAGCAGCAAUUGAAAUCUUGUCGUGGACUCAAAACUUGUAGAAUGUUCUUUAAAGGCAGUAUGCUCUUAAUGCUUUACACAACAGAAUGUUUCGCUUGUUGAACUCAUGCAAGCAACUGCUGAGAUAUAGUUUCUGCAAGCCCUGAAUAAUAAUUUUAAAAAUUUUAGAUAAAUAUAGUUUCUCAUUUACCAGAAUCUCUCUGGAGCAAGCAUUUCAAAACAGUAACCUAAAUGGUGUGCAUAACACUGUGGAUACCUGCAUACUGGAGGCUGUUACUAUUUCAAAGACAAAACCUUACAGAGUGCUACAGUAUUUCAGCACCAAAUGCUUUAAUUUAGAGUUCUUUACUUCAGUGUAAAUGGAUCGUGACAAAUGGCAAAGAGCUAGGCCCAAAGUUUCUGCCAGAGAAUAUUGCCACUUCUCCAACCGAGGACUCAUUAGUGUCACCAAACAUUUCAGUUUCAGGGAUCUCUUGAACACUUAAGCCUUAUUCCUUGAGCUGCUUCAAAGAAGCUUAAAACUAAGAGGUAGAUUUGCGUUGCAAAAAUUUGUGUUCUGCCAGCCUUACAGACCAGGACCGUAAUUGAGGAUUGUGUUGCUUUUUGAAUAUAAAUAUAAGUAGAAAUUGUACUAGCUACUUGUAAGACUUCUUGUUGCAGAUGUGAUACAUCUCAGAGAAUUACACUUACAGAUUUUUGCCUUUUUUUCUCACUUUGUGUAUUGCUUUGUCAUAGAGAAUGUGACUGACUACUUGGAUGUCAGUUUACCAGCCUUAUGUAAUUAUUUUAUUAAGAAAAUAAGGGGAGAAAAGAGCCUCAACCUGUUUAGUGAAGGGAAGAAGCCAAUGUAUAACAAGAUGCAGUUCUUGUAUGUAACCAUUUUACUCCAAUUAAGAACUUACUAGAUACCUUACUUUAUUAUAUUUCAGGGAAGUGUUACUUACAACAGUGAAUAAAAGCAAUAGUAUAUUUGCUCACUAAUGUGUGGCAAAAGGUGCUUCUCAUGGUUUUUGUGCUAAAGUAUUUAGGGGUCAGUAGUUCCACUGAAAUAACAUAUGUGCACACCCUAUCACUUACCAAAAGGCACAUGUGGUCUCUCCUGUUUCCCAGGCUGCUCUUUUUCUCAGCUCAGUACUGCUCCCAUGUCCUCAGGGGACCUUCUUUGAUAACCUACACUAUUCUGCUUCCAGUUUCUCUGCUUGUCCUAUCACUGUGGUGUCAGGCUAGGACAAAUGGAUUCGGUUUACAGAGUAUAGUGCAGUUGC